GCGAGCCCCGAUUCAAAACAAACAGAAAAGCCGCUUCUACCAAAAUCACACACACCACCGCCUCCGAUUCAAUAGAGAGAGAAAUUGGAGCAUCAAUCAUGGAGAAGAUCUGUGUUGCAGUUAGGGUGAGACCACAAGUUUCAGAGGAAACAUUCAAUGGAACCUACUGGAAAGUGGAGGACAAUCGCAUCUCUCUCCACAGGCCUCACGGCACCCCGAUCUCUGGCAUCUCUUUUACUUUUGAUCACGUGUUUGAUGAGAGCUCUACGAAUUCAAGCGUCUACGAGCUUCUGACUAAGGACAUCAUUCAUGCUGCAGUCGAUGGUUUCAAUGGAACUGCAUUUGCUUAUGGACAGACCAGCAGUGGAAAAACGUACACAAUGAAUGGCUCGGAAUCUGAUCCUGGAAUCAUUCAUCGUGCAGUUAAAGAUGUAUUUUCAAAAACACAGAUGACGUCUGACCGUGAAUUUCUGAUUCGAGUUUCCUACAUGGAAAUUUAUAAUGAAGAAAUAAAUGAUCUUUUCGCUGUGGAGAAUCAGAAGUUGCCAAUACAUGAGAGUCUGGAGCGUGGCGUUUUUGUUUCUGGCCUCAGGGAGGAAAUUGUUAGUGAUGCUGAACAAGUACUAAAGCUCAUUGAAGCAGGGGAAGAAAAUAGGCACUUUGGGGAGACAAACAUGAAUGCUAGAAGCAGCAGAUCACACACAAUUUUCAGAAUGGUCAUUGAAAGCAAGGAAAAGGAUACCAACUCUUGUGGUGACUACUCGAGUGCCGAUGCUAUCCGUGUAUCAGUAUUGAAUUUGGUAGAUUUGGCUGGUUCAGAACGGAUCGCUAAAACUGGAGCUGGCGGAGUUCGGUUAAAGGAAGGAAAACACAUUAACAAGAGCUUGAUGAUUCUCGGCAAUGUGAUCAACAAACUAAGUGAUGGGGCAAAGAACAGGGGGCAUAUACCUUAUCGUGACAGCAAGCUAACCCGCAUCCUUCAACCUGCUCUUGGUGGUAAUGCCAAAACCUCAAUUAUAUGUACAGUAGCACCAGAAGAGGUUCACGUAGAGGAAACAAAGGGAACCCUCCAAUUUGCUAGUAGAGCCAAAAGAAUAACCAAUUGUGCUCAAGUAAAUGAGAUUAUGACGGAUGCAGCCUUACUGAAGCGGCAGAAGUUAGAGAUAGAAGAGCUACGUAGGAAACUCCAGGGAUCUCAUGCUGGGGCACUGGAGCAAGAGAUUUUAAAACUACGGAAUGAAAUGCUUAAGUAUGAAGCAGACCGAGAGAAGCUUGAAAUACAACUGGAAGAGGAGAGGAAAUCACACAAAGAACGUGUUGCCUUUCCCGAUCAUGGCAGGAGUUCUAGUCAGAACUCCAGACAAAGCCAGAAGACAGAGAGCAAUGAGAGCAGCCAAGACGACGGUUUCAGAACCCCUUGUUUUAAGGCAGCUCCCAGUGCAUUCGUUGUAAAACGAUCGAAUCGAUCAAGACUGCCUGACUAUAGCCCCCUCCCUGAGACUCUUAGUGAUGUUGCCGAUGAAGAUACAUGGUCGAAAAUGAACAAUGGUUUUAUAGCUGACCUUGAUUCUCUUCAAACCACUCCCGCAAGAAAAGCUCAGUCUUUUCCAUCAGUUGAAGCAACUCCUGGUUGUUCAGGUGAUAAUUACGAAGAGGUGCAGAAUCUCAAGAUGCAAUUAAAACUUGUGACUGAGGAGAAGAAUGAACUUGAGAGAAAGCACACAGAACAAUUACUGCUGAAUGAUCAGCUGACGGGAGAAAUAGCUGAGCUUAAGCAAGAAUUACUGUCAAUGCAAGAAAUCCCUCACAAGCUGUCUGAGUCUGUGGAAAGUUGCAAAGAUAUUUACGAACGUGUUUUAUCUCAGCUGCAGAGUGUCGUGCUUGAUGGAAAAUCUUCAAAUUCAAAAUUCAUUGCAAGCAUGAGUGAGGUCGGUACAAGCCUUUUUUCAACACUGGAAAACCAUUUCUCGGGGAUGAUGAAUAGUUGCAAAGUUGACGAUGGGAAUGAUUCCUUGAUCAAAGAACAAUCCAAAGUGCUUUUGGAGAGACUAAAAGACAUGGUUACAUCCUUGGAGUUGUCCGGAACAUUAGACAGUCAGAAUAAUCAAGCAAAGGAUCCACUACACAGUUGCGACCAUAAGGACUGCAUUCUCGGAGGACAAAAUACUUGUUGGAAGGAGAAACUGAGCAAUGAUCUCAACGGUAUCAAGGAAAAAUACUAUGGCUUGGAGACAGAAUUAGAUCACAGUAACCAGCUUCUGAAGGUAUCUAGAGAAAGAUAUACCAGCUUGGAAAGAGAGCUUCAUCUUUUGAAAGAGGAGAGGGACAAGUUACGCGAAACAGUCUCCGAAUCAUCUUGUAAACUUGCUAUGGUCACGGAUCACAAGGAAAAUAUCCUGAGAGAUCUGAAUGAUGAGAUACAUAGAAGAAAGGAUCUCGAAGAAGAUAUCAAACAGUUUAAUGGUGCUUUUGCUAGCAGGCAAAGAUCACUUAUGUCUUUCCACAGUGAAUUGAGAUCUGAAAUUGAGAGACUGAGAAGCCUAAAUCCAGUUUCAGUAUCCAAAUCCCUUGAGCUUUGAAGGUAAUGUGUUGUUCCUUUGUUGUUAUUAUGUCAAGCCAGAAACUUCCUCUGCAUUGUCUGUUUCUUCUGUAUUUAUCACAACACCUAUGUUGUAAUCUGUUAUGUAAUUGCAUGAACUUCCUAUGUACUCUAAUUAUUUUCAAUCCCAACUUUGUUAGAAGCAUAUUAGAGAUUUUUAUGAGGGACUUGUCUAGUAUUUUUCA
Molecule: messenger RNA, 2784 nt
Organism: Tripterygium wilfordii
Lineage: Eukaryota; Viridiplantae; Streptophyta; Magnoliopsida; Celastrales; Celastraceae
Product: kinesin-like protein KIN-7N
Exons: 18
Coding region: 99-2579 (826 amino acids)
Biological process (GO): microtubule-based movement
Molecular function (GO): microtubule motor activity; ATP binding; microtubule binding
Source: RefSeq, a predicted model, not a curated record